GAUUUGGAUAAGGUUUACACCAAUUUUCCCUGUCAGAUAUGAUUUCUACUUUUACCCGACUCAUGGAAAAGAACGAGAGUGGGAGAAUUGUCAAUAUUCUUAAUAAAAAGUCACUGAGUUUGUCUUCGAUGCAUUUCGAUAUUCGCGAAGAAUGUAAUUGAUUAAAUUAAUCGAGUGGAAUAUGGCUGUUCGCAAGUCAGAUGUUAUCAACGACAGUGAUGAAUCUCAGUCAGGUCUGUACACAGGAGGAUUGGGACUCAGGCACUGGCAGUGUUUCAUAUGUUUCCUGGCAUUUGCGAUAUCCUAUACGAAUAGGGUGUGCAUUUCCCUCGCAGUCGUCGCGAUGGAAAAUGAACAGGAGAAUAAACGGGUCUUGACAUCGGACAACAUCGGUAUAAUUCUGAGUUCAUUCUACUGGGGAUACGCAGUAGUGCAGGUACCACUUGGUCACGUCGCAAGAAUAUGGAGCGCGAAAACUGUUCUUGGGAUUGGUAUGCUGAUAAGCGGCAUUGGUAGUAUUCUAUCGCCAAUUAUUUUCGAUAAUGGUCAUUGGAUAUAUUUCGUUGCAUGCAGAAUAACUAUUGGAAUUGGUCAAGCUGGACUUCUGCCUUGUACCCAUACAUUGCUAUCCAAAUGGGUGCCUCCGAGCGAACGUGGACGACUGGGUACAUUGACAUACGUCGGAGGACAAUUCGGCACUGUUAUCACAUAUCCGAUAACCGGUGCUCUGAUUGAUGCGGCUGAUUGGCGAAGUGUUUUCUACUGUUUUGGUGCUGCUGCUGUCCUCUGGUCAUUCAUUAUCUUUUUCGUUGGUUCAGAUUCACCAGCUGCAUCAUCUGGGAAGUCGUGUUGCAGGAUCAAUAAUGCUGAGAGAAAGUACAUUGAGAGUAGUCUUGGAGUUUUUGGAGGAAGAGGAGGAAUAACGGCUGAUGAGGAAAAGGACUCGAAUAAUUCUACUCCCUGGAAGGCAAUAUUGACGAGUCCUCCAUUUUGGGCAUUACUCGUAGCCCAUUGUGGACAAAAUUGGGGAUUUUCCAUGCUGCUCACGGAAAUACCCAAUUACAUGGCUGGAGUGCUUGGCUUCAACAUCCAAGAAAAUGGAAUCGCCUCAGCUCUUCCAUACGUAGCUCUGCUGAUCCUCACGUUCCCAGUGAGUUGGUUGUCAGAUUGGAGCGAGAGGAAAGGAGUAUCCCGAGGAGUAUCACGUAAAGUGUGCAAUAGUAUUGGUCAUUGGGGACCUGCACUUGCCCUCGUUGGUAUUUGCUUUGUUUCACCUGGUGACACUACAGUCCCAGUGGUCCUGUUGGUCCUUGCAGUCGCCCUCAAUAUAGGAGCUAUCUGCGGAUUCCAAAUAAAUCAUAUGGAUUUGAGUCUCAAAUAUGCUGGACUACUUGCAUCGAUUACAAACUCAGCAGCAUCAGUCGUUUCUCUACUGGCACCUCUGGUUGUUGGGAAGAUCGUUACGGAAUCGAAAAAUGCUGCCCAGUGGGCGAUUGUCUUCUAUAUGUCGGCGGGAAUCUACUUCCUUGCGAAUUUGAUUUUCAUUCUAUUUGGAAGCGGCGAGUCCCAAUGGUGGAAUGACAGUGAAAAUUCGUCGGACAUGAAUUGUGAGGAGGUCUUGAGACGUCGAGCAUCUUCCCUUGGGCCUGCGGAAGCCGUGGUAUUCUGAGAAAAUGUAUGAGUAUUAUUUUUUAAAUAAUAAUUGAUAAUUAUUGAAGUUUGUCAACUGCUGUGAACAAUGUGAAUGCUCAAGCAAAAUAUUUAUGGUCAGUAUUUUAAAUUUAUACCAGAUAAUCUUCAUUUUUCGUAUCAAUAAUUUUGUUCAUACAAAAUAGUUAAUACUGAUAUCUAUAAAAAUGUCUAUUAAUCCAGAUAAAGCGCUUCUCCAGGUGUACCAAAAAUUUGUUCCGAUUUAUCGUCAAAAAAAAUGGUGAAAAUAUCUUAUGGUCGUUAAACAAAAAACUUGGAUAAUUGAAAAAUAACCCCUUAAUUAUCUCAUACCCUCGAUUUCCUCCAAAUUGAUUGGGACGCGAAUAAUUUAAAAGCCGAAGAAAUGAAAGUACUUCUCAAGAUGCCCUGAUUUCUUCCCAGUUUUAUAAUGUUCAUGCAGCCGUUAUUAAAUCUGUGCCAUUGUAUUACCAUAAAAAUCGCCAGAUGCAAACUUUUACUUGGACGGGACAAAAUAACGUCGUGGCCACCUGUUAAGUGAACGUUAAUUAGGAGGUAAGACGUGGAGGGAAUCUGUCGGCCCCUUCGAUUUCACACUCACAUUUUACCGUGAUUUUUCAACCGUGCGCAGAUGCAUCCAACAUAUUUCAACGUAUUUGGCGCGAGCCCCGUGCAAGCUGCAACAAACCCAAGCGGAAGUGAGCCAUCAUAUGACGACUUUCUUGCAUAAUGUGAAAUCGGGAGCGACAUCGGUGCCGAUCUGCACCUGAGGAAAUAAUUCCUCGUACUCUGAUUGAAUUUUUUUUCCCAUUUCGUCAUCACGCGAAAUCAUCAUUUGCAUGGAGAAACAUAAAUGAAAGAUAAAUAUUACAACUUCAGGUGUACGUGCAUUUGGGGGGAUAUUUUGGUGGGGUAAACACCUGGAGGUAAAUAAAAAUUAUAGUCGAGGACUGGGAAUUAUACCGCAAUUUUUGAAGACGGCUUCGUGGACACGACUGGAGGAUAGUUCUGCAUUGCCUAUAAAGCCGUUAUUUACUUAAUAAACUAACAAUAUGCUCCCGAGUAA
Messenger RNA from Diachasmimorpha longicaudata, 2734 nucleotides. RefSeq names its product putative inorganic phosphate cotransporter. The record is from RefSeq and is a predicted model, not a curated record. Gene Ontology annotation, molecular function: transmembrane transporter activity. Bases 182 to 1669 code for a protein of 495 amino acids. The transcript has 7 exons. Lineage: Eukaryota; Metazoa; Arthropoda; Insecta; Hymenoptera; Braconidae. Gene Ontology annotation, biological process: transmembrane transport; monoatomic anion transport. Gene Ontology annotation, cellular component: membrane.